AUGGCGAAUCUGUCACCAUUUUCGAAUUUCAGCCAAGGCAAUUCCUCCACGUUUACCUCUCCCUUUGGGUUUGCUCGUGAAAUACAUUUAGCUAUGGGCCCCUGUCAGUUUCAAGGGAAUAAUGGAUUUCGAUGCACGUGCCCCUCUGGAGAGUGUACCCUCUUCUCAGAUGACCCCAGGAGGCCCAUCUUCUGUGAGAAUUGUGGGCAUGUGAUGGAUGUUCACCGUGAUUAUGAUAAGCGUCACCUACCACUGCCGAUGAGCUUUUCUGUCUGCAUCAAGUCACUGACAGACAUCCUGAAGGCCGCAGCCCUGUUCUCGAGUGUACUCCUAGAGAUACCGACGAUGGUAUCUCCUCGAGAACGGCUGGUAAAUGGCAUCAUCGAUCAAGCUGAGAAGUAUCGGUUGAUCCUCGUAAGGGGAACACCUGACUGUGGAAAGAUGAAUCUUGUCGCAAAUGAGUUGUUAACACGCCGCUCUGGGGAGAUUCCCGUACAUAUCAUGACUGGCUGGGACGAGCGACAAGUGGACAAGGCAGAAGGUUGGAACGAGUACCUAAUGCAAGAGACAGUGAUUAAAGGACGUGAUUGGCCCACAUCCUGUGCCUAUCUUUGCUCGAUGAAGCUCAGGAGCCUUACUGGGAUACCACUCUAUGAAUCCUUCGACGAAGAAACAACAGACUUUAAUGAUCAGAAUGGCUUAGGUCUCCUGCUCGAGGCCGAGGAGGCAAGUGACGUUAUGAAGAAGUAUACUGACGCAGUCGGGCCCCCUUCCCUAUCAAAGGACUUGAUGGAUGAGCUGUUCCUCAUUAGCAAUGGACAUGUCGGAUGCCUCACCGCCCUCAUGGGAGUUUUCAGACGAGCAGUAGAGCUUGAAUAUCAGAGACGCCAUGAUCCCCAAUUUGAGCUUGGCACGGUUCGCGAAAGCAUAUUCAGUCACCCGAGCAGAUUAUUUCGCUAUCUGAAUGACACCCCCUUCAUAAGAGGUAUGCCAAACGCCGACAUUCUCCAGCACCAGGACGUAGCAAAGGUAUUUAAGCGAACAGUCGCUUGUGAUGAGAUCAGUGCGGAUGACUUUGAGAAUGCUGCGGAAAUCCAGACACUGGAGAUGAUUUGGCGAAAUGGUUGGCUACAUGCCAGGAAGAUACGGAGUUCGCUAUACAUUUCCCAGCAGCAUCCAUCGUUGACGCCCCUUACAGGCGUAAUCCACUAUACAACGGCAUUAGAGCUCGCUAUAGGUGCUAUUCGAGGCAUCAUCAUUCCUCGACAUCUUUCAGAUCCUCCACGCUCAGCGUCAGGCGGGAGUCUCCCAUUAGAGGAUCAAUACCAAAAGGAAUUUUACCGCUCCUUUUAUACUCUGCUAGAUGGCCGAGUGCUAAUCUCUCCUGAGUAUGUCGCCAAGAGAGGAAAGGGGGGUGGCACGAUUGACUUUCUUCUCUCAACCAAGAAAUGGGGCUUUGAGUUAUUAGAAAUCGCAAAAAAAUAGCAGAACACAUGGAGAGGUUUGCACCUGGUGGUGCAUAUUAUGGUAUGAUAAAAUCAGAUGUUAUGCAAGAUUACAUUGUGCUAGACUUUUCAACCUCAAAACCGAGAAAAUCACAUCCAGAAUACUAUGGCCACCUGUACCAUGCUGUAUUUUCUAAUGAUUACCAAGAUAUUAGUAUUCUUGACGCUUCAGAUCUCCAGGUAAUUACUUCAUUGAGCUUGUCAGAGAACUCAAAUCCACUGGCAUGAUUUUCUUAUUAUUCAGUUCUAGAAAAGCCGUGCAAUUUCAAAAGCAGCCAGCUCAGUCAAGGAGCUGCAAGGACAGCAGGGUCUGUGCCAAUUUUAGUCCGAACCAGACGUUAAGAACCAAAAGAUAAGGCUCAACUUGAAGGCGUUGAGUACCAGAUCCCUCUGCAUAGAUCGUAGUAUUGUUUCCGAGGUAGAUAUCUCUGGGUCCAAGGGAGAUGCUUAUAGUCCUUAAGGUCCAAUUUGCUGUUGCAAAAGUGCUGUGUAGCUCCCGAGUCAAGGAUUAGCCGAGUGCCUUGUCAACAACCCGACGCAGGCGGGAAAUUCCUGGCAAGACUGGAAUGAAUAGAAAGAAAGAUAAAAAGAAUUUAGAAAAUUAAAAACAAUAAACAUACAACAGCUGGGAUUCGCUGGUGGUCACCCACCCAACUACUAACCAGCCGGCGUAUGGCUUAAAUACGGCUGAGCGGACGGGAAGCCCUGUUUUCCACACCCUAUGGUCGUAUGUACUAAGUUAACAGAAAAAGGUGAUCCAUAUGCUAUCUGGAUAUAGCGUUGAUGAUAUUCACUUGAAUCAAUUGCGUCUUAUUGGUGACCAUCGAGAUUAUCCAAGUUGUCAACACCCUAGGCCGAUCCCUAGUUGCUGUAAGCUAUAAGCAUAGUAGCCAGCCCGCUCACGAUUCCCAUCA
Messenger RNA from Talaromyces stipitatus ATCC 10500, 2419 nucleotides. RefSeq lists its product as uncharacterized. The record is from RefSeq and is a predicted model, not a curated record. Bases 1 to 1485 code for a protein of 494 amino acids. The transcript has 6 exons. NCBI's taxonomy places the organism in Eukaryota, Fungi, Ascomycota, Eurotiomycetes, Eurotiales, Trichocomaceae.